GGCAACCCACUGUUUAGAGCAAGGCCUGCAGGCUCACUUGUUAGAGACUGUAGAGAGGGCAAGAUGUUCUCUUGCUUUCUUCAGACUACUCGAAGCUCAGGCCUCAAGAAAGACAACAGCAGUCACCAUGAUGGUGUCUGGAGGCACAGGCUUCAGUCUUGCCUUAAAAACCUGUGGCCAUUUUCCAAAAGGGGAAAUAAUUUGACCAAAGCCAGCCAAGAAAUGGCCCACACAGACCUGGAUGAGAAGGUUUCUGCUCAAAAGUACCUGGUGGAGACCAGGACUGAGUCAUGCAUCAGGGCCCAGACUGAUGUUGAGCAGAUGAACACGCUGGUUCCUGCUCUGAAUGAAUGGGACCCCUUGGUUGUCAUAGCUUUUCUGUCUACAUAUAGAAGUUUUGCGACACCCCUACAGGUAUUGGACCUGCUGUUUGUGAGGUAUGCAUACUUCAGCCCUUAUUCAAAAGAGGAUGAACAAGUAAAGAGCACCCUCUGUAGCUUCUUGGAAACAUGGAUGGACAAGAACCCUGAGGACUUUUGUGACCCAUCAGACCAGUUGCCUCUGAAAUACCUGAAGGGCUACUUGAGUGUGUACAUGCCCCACUGUGAUCUUAGUGUCCAUGCCAAGAGGCUGCUGACACAGUUGGAAGAAUAUGCCAAGUAUUCCCAGGCCAAAGAUGAGGAAGACUCAGAUCUGGGGAGACACACAUCCUCAGAACCACAGGUUGAAUGGGUUUAAACCAACAGGGAAAAGUGACAUUCUGGAGGCUGAACCUACAUGUGCACCAGAGGUGGAGGGCAGAAAACCCUCUAGAAGUUUCUGUGACACAUGAGACUUUGCAGCCAGAUGUGUCAGCAGCUGGGGAGACAGCACACAUGAUAGCAGCUGUGGAACCUGUGCUCAGUAUGUCUGUAGAAAUAAUGUAUCUUUCAGUCAUCUCCUGCUUGCUACAGUGGGCCUACCUAUUUAGAAAAUGGCCCUGUCACCUGUGAUCUUCAAUUGGAGUCUGUCCUACAGCUGAGCUUUGCUCCUGCCCCUCAUGAUCAGCUGCUGAUUUCAAUCCAGCAGCAGUUCCAACCCAACAGCCAGACUACACCUCCACUGAGAAAUAUCCUUUUAAUCCUUCUGAUGUUACAAUGUUAUGUUUAUUUUAAGUAUUAUUUUUAAUAAAUUGUUAGUAUUUGGUUUC
Molecule: messenger RNA, 1189 nt
Organism: Rattus norvegicus (Norway rat)
Lineage: Eukaryota; Metazoa; Chordata; Mammalia; Rodentia; Muridae
Source: RefSeq, a predicted model, not a curated record